Messenger RNA from Asparagus officinalis (garden asparagus), 417 nucleotides. RefSeq names its product long chain base biosynthesis protein 1b-like. The transcript is spliced from 2 exons. NCBI's taxonomy places the organism in Eukaryota, Viridiplantae, Streptophyta, Magnoliopsida, Asparagales, Asparagaceae. The record is from RefSeq and is a predicted model, not a curated record. Bases 130 to 393 code for a protein of 87 amino acids.
CACCCAUUCCCUUCCCCCUUUCCCACUCCCAGCCGCCGCUCCUCAGACCUCAGUCCUCUCUCUCUCACUCUCUCACUUCCUCAGUGUCUCUCUCACUCCGCCGCGCUCGGCAAGCGCUCCGCAGUCUUCAUGGCCGAGGCCGAAACAUCUCCUCGGGUUCAGGAUGUAUCUCCGGCUUUGGGGGACACCCGCACCCGUCGUCGUCGCUCAGAUCUUGUCUUAAAUGAAGAUUCAGUUUUCCUUGUGUCCACAAAGAGAUCAAAGAUGGACAAAUACCGACUUCCAGUAGACAUCAGGAUGUUUGUUUCUGCAGGUCAUUCUGAAUCUGAUCUGACAAAAGUAUUAGAAUCAUCGAAGAGAGUCGCCACAUCUGUUCUUUUUGAGGUUGCUUGAGCUUCAACUAGAGCAUGUUCAUUG